Centropristis striata (black sea bass) is the source of this 2552-nucleotide messenger RNA. RefSeq lists its product as uncharacterized. The record is from RefSeq and is a predicted model, not a curated record. NCBI's taxonomy places the organism in Eukaryota, Metazoa, Chordata, Actinopteri, Perciformes, Serranidae. Bases 724 to 2037 code for a protein of 437 amino acids. The transcript is spliced from 2 exons.
AGUUUGCCUGUAGUGUUGGAAAUGCGCAGUAGAAGGGCUAAACUUUCACAUCAAGCAAAACUAAAUGUAGAUAGUGUGAUUGUUAAGGUUACUGAGAAAAAACAAAUGAAAUUAACCUCAUAAGUUUUUGUUCUUUGUUAUGUCAAUGAUGAUUGUGGUGUUUCAGUCUCACAGAAGUCUGAGGGACACGUAUAUGAGACUCAUGGCCACAAAACAACCUCAUCUGGACAUGGAGAAGGUAUCUUUGUUAUAUGUAUUGUAGUUGUUUUAGCUAACUGAUAGAGGAGUAAAUAUGAAGCAUAAUUUUGACUGUUUUUGGCCACUGGAGAAUGAAAACAACAAUCAAAAUGUGUCUCUCUGUCAGUGAACUCAAGGGAUACUGAUAUAUCUUACUUUGGAAUUGAAUGAUGCAAAAACAAGAAAAAUCUAACUUAAAUGGAAAGAGUAUGUCCUUUGAUUUUCCCCAACAACGGUUGAUCUGAUCACAUUGUGUAUUGUAGAAGGGACCCCUAUUAACUGUUACAACCUGCACUCAGCCCAUUCUGAACAGCCACGUUUUCAACAGGCACUGCAUGUUUAAAAGAUGGAUAUGGUUUAUUGGUUGUUUAGGUUGUAAAGAAGGCAGCCUGUAAAACUUACAUCAUAAGAUGAUGUGUUUGGUAUUUCAACCAAAAUAUGGUUUUUCAGUUUCCCACACAUCUGAUGGACAUGGACAUGUGACUCAUGGCCCCACUCAAGAGACUCAUGGCCACAUACAAGAGACUCAUGGCCACGCUCAAAAGACACAUGGCUACAGUCAAGAGAGUCAUGGCCACGCUCAAGAGACUCAUGGCCACAUACAAGAGACUCAUGGCCAUGGUCAAGAGACCCAAAGCCACACACAAGAGACUCAUAGCCACGCUCAAAAGACAUAUGGCCACGUACAAGAGAGUCAUGGCCACACUCAAGAGACUCAUGGCCAGGUACAAAAGACUCAUGGCUAUGCACAAGAGACUCAUGGCCACACUCAAAACACUCAUGGCCAUGCACAAGAGAGUCAUGGCCACGCACAAGAGAUUCAUGGCCAUGCACAAGAGAGUCAUGGCCACACUCAAAAUACUCAUGGCCAUGCACAAGAGAGUCAUGGCCACACUCAAAAUACUCAUGGCCACGCACAAGAGACUCAUGGCCAUGCACAAGAGACUCAUGGCCACACACAAGAGACUCAUGGCCAUGCACAAGCGACUCAUGGCCACACACAAGAGACUCAUGGCCAAAGACAAGAGACUCAUGGCCAUGCACAAGAGAGUCAUGGCCACACUCAAAAUACUCAUGGCCAUGCACAAGAGACUCAUGGACACACACAAGAGACUCAUGGCCACGCAGAAGGGACUCAUGGCCAUGCACAAGAGACUCAUGGCCAAAGUCAAGAGACUCAUGGCCAUGCACAAGAGACUCAUGGCCACACUCAAAAUACUUAUGGCCAUGCUCGGGAGACUCAUGGCCACGUACAAGAGACUCAUGGCCAUGCUAAAGAGACUCAUGGCCACACUCAAAAUACUCAUGGUCACGCACAAGAGACUCAUGGCCAUGAUAAAGAGACUCAUGGCCAUGCACAAGAGACUCAUGGCCACACACAAAAUACUCAUGGUCACGCUAAAAAGACUCAUGGCCACGCACAAGAGACUCCUGGCCACACACAAAGUACUCAUGGUCACGCCAAAGAGACUCAUGGACAUGCACAAGAGGCUCACAGCCAUGUACGUGAUACACAUGGCCACACACAAGAGACUCAUGGCCACACUAAAGAGACUCAUGGCCACGCUCAAGAGACUCAUGGCCACGUACAAGAGAAUCAAGGCUAUGCUCAAAAGACACAUGGGCAUGCUAAAGAGACACAUGAACACGCUAAAGAGACUCAUAGCCAUGUUCAAGAAACUCAUGGCCACGCUCAUAAUACACAUGGCCAUGCACAAGAGACUCACAGCCACAAAACUACUACCUCACAUGAGCAUGUUCAGAAAAGGGAGCAGCAUACAGGUAUAUCCUUUUAUGUAAUUAUUGCUAGCAGUGGCUAACUGUAGUUAAACUGUAAUGGAGUAAAUGCUAGUAUGUAGUAGAAAAAACUUUUACCACAAGAAAAUUAGACAGCAGAAAUGUAUCAAGGUUUUUGCUUGCAAUGUCAAUGAAAAUGUUGUGUGUCAGUCUCCCACAAGGCUGAGGGUCACGCACAUGAGACUCAUGGCCACAAAACUUCAUCUGGACAUGGAGAAGGUAUCUCUUAAAUGUAGUGGUAGCAAUGUUCUUAUAAUUUUGUAUUUUGUAGUGCAGCUGUAGUGAUGGAAACAAUUAGUAAAUAAACUUUCACCACAAGUUCAACUUUGAAACUUGCUCCCUGAAAACUAGAAACUGCAAAAUUGUUUUUGAUUGCUAUGUCAAUGACGAUUGUAAUGUUUCAGUUUCCCACAAGUUCGAGGGAUAUGUACAUGCGACACAUGGCCACAAAACAACAACUUCAUCCAGGCACGGGGAAGUGCACCACAGCCAUGAGUGGGAAAGGAGACAUGGGACCC